Messenger RNA from Spodoptera littoralis (African cotton leafworm), 229 nucleotides. Lineage: Eukaryota; Metazoa; Arthropoda; Insecta; Lepidoptera; Noctuidae. The record is from the annotation of a GenBank genome assembly.
AUUCUAUAGCUGCAAUGGAGUGUCGAUCGAACUGUUGCGUUCGCAAUCAAAUAAGUAUUUCGAAGUUUUUGUGAUUUCGAUUACCCAAUUAUGUAGGUAGAUAGGCAGGUAAUUGAAUGUGACCAUAAAAUAACCUAUGGUCUUAAACGGUCAAACACCGCGAGGACACCGGUGACCGCAACCUAUUAUUCUUUAAUUGUGUCUAUAAUGACAUUACUCAAAGGGUUAA